CAUCACUCAUCUAUAAGAGAAAUCGCAGCCUGCGAAUAUUCUCACUUUCUGACAAUGGCAAGCAAGUUGUUGUGCGCGUUCUUGGCCGCCCUCUGCGCCGCCCAGGUGAUGGCCUCGCCGCUUCACCUGGCGGCUCACCCUUCGGCCAACCACAAAGGUCUGAUUGCAGACAUCAACGCCGCAAUUGAAGCCGUCAACGCACUCCAGGAUUCGAUCGGCGCUCUGAAAGAUCAGAUCAACAGGACCAUCACCGUUAUCACUGUUGACACACCCGCCCAGAUCAAAAACAUUUUGCAGAAGCUGCAGGAUCUCGGAAUCAGCACUGAGGAGCUUCUCGCCGCAGAAGCUGCCAUCAACCAGUCGUUGAGCAAUGUUGAGGCCGUCUUCACUGGAAUUGUGGCCGAUCUGGAAAAUAUCCUGACUCUCACCGGCCAGAUCCUCUCCGACCUUGGUAGCUUCAAUCUCAUCCAGUUGGCCCAGCACAUUUUGGACCUUGAUGCUGCCUUUACCAAGCUGCAGGAGGAUGCAAGCACCGUCCUUAGCCGCGUCUCCGCUGAGUUCACCACUAUCUUCAAUACUAUCAUCGACUUGACCAUUGGCGAGCCUGUUGAAAUUGUUCAGCAAAUCACACAGGACAUUCUCCUAAUCGGAGAGACCUGGCAGGCCGAGGGAACUAAGCUGUGGACCGCUUUCACCACCGUCAUCGAUGCUGCUGCCGCUGCUCUUGACGCGCUCUGGAAUAUUGUGUCUUCCGAUGAGCCAACUACCACCGUCACCCCCAAAUUGCUUAUCUCACAUUAAAGUAUUUGCUCUAAUAAAAAUUUGGCAUCAAUUAUCA
Messenger RNA from Cloeon dipterum, 838 nucleotides. RefSeq lists its product as uncharacterized. The record is from RefSeq and is a predicted model, not a curated record. The transcript is spliced from 5 exons. Bases 55 to 801 code for a protein of 248 amino acids. NCBI's taxonomy places the organism in Eukaryota, Metazoa, Arthropoda, Insecta, Ephemeroptera, Baetidae.